UUGAGUGUCAUUUCCUCGAUGCAUUCAUCAAAUUAUGGGUGCGUUUUUAAUCAGCUAAAAUUUUAUGAUAAUUUGAGGUUACGUCCUUGACAUUUGCCAAUGAUUGUAAAGGUUAUGUUCUUCAAACCCACCGAACAACAUGAAAACAACUUAAGUCGUCACUCAUGAAGUCUCAUUAACGUUAAUAACGCAUCCCGACACACGAUGUUUGCGAUAAAAGCGACAAACAAACUCCUAAAAGUGAUUUCAUUACACACACCAAAAAGUAAGGUUAGGUUUCUGCAUCCCCCAAUUUUCUCACUUCUGCGUCAAAACACCCGCUGCCUCUACACACCAACCACCACCUCGGACAAGAAAAAUGAAAAACUCGCUGCUAGACUCGUCGCCGGGGCCCCCACGUCCGUGCAGCCCUACUUGAAGCUAAUGAGACUUGAUAGACCUAUUGGCACAUGGUUGUUGUUCUGGCCUUGCGGAUGGGGCAUAGCCUCAGCGGCCCCCGCCGGUUGCUUUCCUGACCCCUACAUGCUGGCUUUGUUUGGGACUGGAGCUGUGAUUAUGAGAGGAGCGGGGUGCACGAUUAACGACAUGUGGGACCGCGAUAUUGACUCGAAAGUGGCUCGAACUAAAGACCGACCGUUAGUGAGUGGUGACGUUUCCAUGAAAGCCGCUUGGGUGUUCCUAGCCGGUCAAUUGAGUCUAGGUUUAGGUGUGUUGUUGCAGUUGAAUUGGUACAGUGUUUUCCUUGGAGCGAGUUCCUUGGGUCUAGUCAUCACGUACCCCCUUAUGAAACGGUUUACUUAUUGGCCGCAGUUCGUGUUGGGGCUGACGUUUAAUUGGGGGGUUCUUUUAGGGCAUAGCGCCAUCAAGGGAUACGUGGAUUUGCCGAUUUGCUUGCCGUUGUAUGUAGCUGCAGUUUGUUGGACGAUUAUUUAUGACACCAUUUAUGCGCAUCAGGACAGAGAUGAUGACUCUAGGUUGGGGAUUAAGUCGACGGCGCUUAAGUUCGAUAGAGAUACGAAGUUGUGGCUGAGUGGAUUCAGUGCUGUGAUGAUGGGGGGAGUUGUGGCUUCAGGGAUUUUGAAUGAAAUGGCAUGGCCGUACUACGCUUCUGUGGCGCUAGUGGGGACGCAUCUAGUGUCUCAAUUGACCACGCUCGAUAUUGAUAACGCCAGUGAUUGUUCGAACAAAUUUAUUUCGAAUGCGCAAGUCGGGCUUAUACUGUUUUGUGGUAUAGUCUUGGGGACUGUGUUCAAGAAGAAUAAGGACAAAAAUGACACUAAAGCUAUCAUUCCGCUUGUAUCUUAAAAUCUUGAUUGUUAAUAAAGAGUUACCAAUUGA
Messenger RNA from Zophobas morio, 1338 nucleotides. It is a transcript of the gene Coq2, whose product is annotated as 4-hydroxybenzoate polyprenyltransferase, mitochondrial. Gene Ontology annotation, biological process: ubiquinone biosynthetic process. Bases 205 to 1305 code for a protein of 366 amino acids. NCBI's taxonomy places the organism in Eukaryota, Metazoa, Arthropoda, Insecta, Coleoptera, Tenebrionidae. The record is from RefSeq and is a predicted model, not a curated record. Gene Ontology annotation, cellular component: mitochondrial inner membrane. The transcript has a single exon.